Lachancea dasiensis is the source of this 141-nucleotide messenger RNA. NCBI's taxonomy places the organism in Eukaryota, Fungi, Ascomycota, Saccharomycetes, Saccharomycetales, Saccharomycetaceae. The record is from the annotation of a GenBank genome assembly.
AUGGGUCUCUUAGGUGGCUGCGGAAUUUUUGGAAUAGCGUCCUCUGCCACGUAUGUUGUUGACACAUACAAGGAAUUGGACACGGAGGCGAUGGUUGUAGUCAUUUUAAUUCGAGAUGGUAUGCUACAAUUCCUUCGUUAG